GGCACGGCCCCGGGACGGAGGGCGACCAGCGGCUUCGGACCCCCGGAGCCCGCUACUCCCUCUUGUGCCAGCGGCUGUGUGUCUCCACCCAGGGGCUCCUCGCCGUUCCGUGCGAGGCGCCACCCAUCUGCGCCCUGCGUGGGAAGGGCAGGGUGAUACCACUUCCUCCCCGAGGCCGCCGACCUGCAGCAGGGGUGCAGCCGACUGCAGAAGCGCGGGAGACCGCGUCGCCAUCCCGCCGGUGUCCUGCGCCCCGCCGCGCCCCCGCGGAGCCGUCGAGAUGGGGGAGUCAAGUGAAGAUAUCGACCAAAUGUUCAGCAAUCUACUGGGAGAGAUGGACCUUCUGACCCAGAGUUUAGGAGUGGACACCCUCCCUCCUCCUGAUCCUAAGCCACCCAGAGCUGAAUUCAACUAUAGUGUGGGUUUCAAAGAUCUAAAUGAGUCCUUAAACGCACUGGAAGACCAAGACUUAGAUGCUCUCAUGGCGGAUCUGGUGGCAGACAUAAGUGAAGCUGAGCAGAGGACAAUCCAGGCACAGAAAGAGUCCUCUCAAGGCCAGCAUCAUUCAGCGUCUCUGGGGACACCAAGCUGCAGCGGCGCGGCCUCUCUCGCUUACGGAGCGAACGUCGCGGCCACCAGUAGCAGCGAGUACGAGAAUGAUUUGCCUCCUCCGCCUGCUGACCCUGUGAUAGACCUUCCACUGCCACCACCGCCCCCCGAGCCUCUCUCUCAGGAAGAGGAAGAAGCCCGGGCCAAAGCUGAUAAAAUUAAGCUGGCGUUGGAAAAACUGAAGGAGGCCAAAGUUAAGAAGCUGGUGGUCAAGGUGCACAUGAAUGACAACAGCACCAAGUCACUGAUGGUGGAUGAGCGGCAGCUGGCCCGCGAUGUUCUGGACAACCUUUUUGAGAAAACUCAUUGUGACUGCAGUGUGGACUGGUGUCUGUAUGAAAUAUACCCGGAGCUACAGAUCGAGAGGUUUUUUGAAGACCACGAAAAUGUUGUUGAAGUCCUAUCAGAUUGGACAAGAGACACAGAAAAUAAAGUACUGUUUUUGGAGAAAGAGGAAAAAUAUGCCGUAUUUAAAAACCCCCAGAAUUUCUACCUGAAUAACAAAGGGAAAAAUGCAGGCAAGGAGAGCAAUGAGAAAAUGAAUGCCAAGAACAAGGAGUCCUUACUCGAGGAAAGCUUCUGUGGCACGUCCAUCAUUGUACCUGAACUUGAAGGAGCUCUGUAUCUGAAAGAAGACGGAAAGAAAUCCUGGAAACGGCGCUAUUUCCUCUUACGGGCUUCUGGAAUUUACUAUGUCCCAAAGGGAAAGACGAAGACGUCUCGGGACCUGGCCUGUUUCAUACAGUUUGAGAAUGUCAACAUUUACUAUGGUACUCAGUGUAGAGCGAAAUAUAAAGCGCCCACGGACCACUGCUUCGUUUUAAAGCAUCCUCAGAUUCAGAAGGAGUCUCAGUACAUCAAGUACCUCUGCUGUGAUGACGCAAGAGCUCUCAACCAGUGGGUCAUGGGCAUACGGAUUGCCAAGUAUGGCAAGACGCUCUAUGACAACUAUCAGCGGGCCGUGGCGAGGGCUGGACUUGCCUCUCGGUGGACGAGCCUGGGGACCGUCACCACAGCGACAACAGCUCAGCCUCCCACAGGACCUAAAGCAGGUGCCUCCCAGCCCAACGGUCAGAUCCCCCUGGCUGCACACCGUGUCAGCGCCAUUCUCCAGGAGGCACAGAAUCAUGCUGAAACCACCAAGGACCGGAAGCCACCCCCGGGCACCCACGACCCGGGCGCGCCCAGGGCCGCCGCCAAGUCUCACCUGCCGCCGCCGCCCCCCGUGCGGCGCUCCUCCGACGCGGCCGGCGGCCCGACCCCGGCGCCCCGAGCCUCCGCCGCGCCCGCGCCCCCCGACUUCCUGCCGCCGCCGCCCGACUUCGGCGAGCUGCCCCCCGACUUCCUGCCGCCGCCCCCGCCGCCGCCGCCCGACUUCGGCGAGCUGCCCCCGGACUUCGUGCCCCCGCCGCCGCCCCCGCCGCCGGCCGCGGACCCCGCGCUGCCGCCGCCCCCGCCGCCGCCGCCCCCGGCCGCCCCCGCCCCCGCCCCCGAGCGCCCCGGGCCGCCCGCUGCGGGCGCCAGGAAGCCCCCCGCGCCCCCAAAGAGGGCGGAGCAGCCGGGGGCGGCGGGCGGCGGCGGCGGCGGCGAGCAGGCGUUCAUGGCCGACCUGAUGAAGGCGCUGCAGAAGAAGAGGGGCCACGUGUGCUAGGCCCGCGCGCCGCUCGUGUCCGCGACGGCGCAGGUGACACUGCUGUCCCCAAGUCCGUGCGUGGCCGCCCAGGUGUGCACGGGGCCUCCUGUGUGUGCGCGCACCCACGGGCGACUGCACCUUCCCUCCUGCGUUUGGUCCUUAACGUUCACUUAUUGUAUUAUGCUUACAGGCAUCGGAUUUUAAUAAUAAUAGUUUUUCUGCAGAAAACUGGCUAGAAAUAAAUACCCUUGGGGACAUUCGGUGUGCUAGCGACGCCGGGUCAGAAAGAGGCCACCUGACCUCUGAGAAGUGCCUUGUCCACCGCUACCUCAGGGGCCUUAAGAACAUUCGGUAAAGUUCCAUGAGGAAAAUGUGACAAGCCGGGUAGAGUUCUUUGGGACUUGUUGGUUGGUUGUUUGAGCUCCUGGAUUGUAUUUUUUUAAAUGGUGGCAUAAUAAAAUAAUUGAAAACAUAGCUACUUCAGUUUUAGACUAAUGCAAUGUUAAGUAUCCUAUAAAUAAAAAUAUAGGAACAGGAAAAGACAACUAUCUAUCUGUACCCCCAACACACACACACACACACACACACACGAGUUCUUCAGAAAGUCCAUGGAAAGAUAACAUGAAAAGAUUUUGUUUGUUUUGGUACAAAAAACAUUGAAAGCCGUGCAUACGCCGGAUCUUAAGGUACACAGAAAUGUGUAUUACGAAAAACUGCAAGGAUUUCAAAAAAUUUUUGCACCAAAAUAAACUUUUUAAUUCCAUUUUUGCACACACUUUCUGACAUACCCUUGUAUUCUUCAACCUUAGUGCCCAGUUUUAGCCAGUUCCGGCUCGGUGCCUGUUGUGCCGAUCCCUUCCCUAAUGGGCUGCUGCUGAAGUAGACCUGCCUACGGGUUAAAAUUGAUGCGGUUUGUGAGCUGGAAGGCCACUCCUUCACCACGCCCCUGUGUGACCGCAGGGCCCUACCUGGCCACACCUAAGCGCCAACCGGCCAAUCAGGUGCAUUAACCACUCCCCUUUGAAAGUGGAUUAAAGGCCUGGGACAGGGUGUGUCUGGCCAUUUCCUCCUUUUUCCUUGCUCUGGCCUUUUGCCAGCAGUGGGCUGGCUGCAACCCUGCACCCCCAGGGCGUGUAGCCUUCAGGCCACCCGCCCCUUGCUUUGCUGGCCUGGAUGCUCUUCCACGUGGCUGGUUCCUGGUACUCAAUAUGAACCCAGAUCUACCUCUCUCUUAUAGUUAAAGCCCUCACUCUCCUAUGCAUCUUUCGCACUAAAUAAAAGCUUAAAAUGUA
Oryctolagus cuniculus (rabbit) is the source of this 3534-nucleotide messenger RNA. RefSeq names its product amyloid beta precursor protein binding family B member 1 interacting protein (gene APBB1IP). Gene Ontology annotation, biological process: signal transduction. Lineage: Eukaryota; Metazoa; Chordata; Mammalia; Lagomorpha; Leporidae. Gene Ontology annotation, cellular component: plasma membrane; cytosol. The record is from RefSeq and is a predicted model, not a curated record.